Messenger RNA from Stegostoma tigrinum, 3769 nucleotides. Its product is annotated as interleukin-22 receptor subunit alpha-1-like. Gene Ontology annotation, molecular function: protein binding. Bases 870 to 2762 code for a protein of 630 amino acids. The transcript has 7 exons. The record is from RefSeq and is a predicted model, not a curated record. NCBI's taxonomy places the organism in Eukaryota, Metazoa, Chordata, Chondrichthyes, Orectolobiformes, Stegostomatidae.
CUCCCUCUAACGCCCCGGCUGGCUCCGCCAGGACCUGGUCUUUCAAAGCAAAGCCCUCCGAUGUUAUUGAUCUUCCUAUUUCCGCGGAGCUGCCGGGUUGCGUUCCGUACGUGGGUUUUUGAAAGUUGUACAGGGCUGGCGUGAAGGUACUCGCUAACUAAAUCCUAAACUAGCAAAAACAAAUGCAAAGUUAUUGGAACAGGGAUUUCGACCUUUCUACAUUAAUUUAGCAUCUUGGCGCACCCUUGCUGAAUGCGUUGAAUGGUGCUUGAGAUCCUGCCUUUCCUCUCAAAAUUGUCGAAGCCUUUAGUAUUUCUGAAUUGCCCUGCCUGGCCAUGCUGCAAAUAUGUGGGAGGUUCCUGUCAAGUGGAAUUCCUGAUUUACCUACGAGCCAAAAUAAUGGAUUGCUCCUCUUGGAGAGGAAGGAAUUUAGAAACAAUUAUACGUUUGUUGUAAAGGGCGUGUUACAGAGAAGGAAGUAAUGAAUUUUUAUUCUAGUUUCUGGUCCCUCCUGUUUGCACAGUCCUUCGUCAGAUCCUUGUGUUCAUGAGGUAAGGACCUAGCCAGGAGAAAGUCCAGUCGUCCACCCAGUCCUCCAGCAGCUUUCGAGAUGGGCUAUGUUGCCUGUCAGUGUCCAUUUAAUGAUAGAAUCGUGUAAAUUUCACGGUUCCAAGGGAGAGAGACAAAUACACAGCUUCGUUUAAGUGGGGGCCGCUUUGCAAAUACCAAAACUUCAGCAGAAACGGCAGGUUCCAACUCCGGCUAGUUCCAGACUUGUUGCUUUGCAAAAACGAUCUUCCGACUGAUUGACCGGAACAUUUAAAAUUAGUUAAUCUUUUAGCCAGUUUAAGCGAGAGAUCGAGCGCACGAUGUGGCUGUGGCGGAUCCUAUUACUAACCGUUUCAUUUACUGGGUCCUGGGCAUUGAUUACGUUGCCUGAACCAACUAGGGUGAAGUUUGAAUCUGUCAACUUUAACAACACCCUUCGCUGGACUCAGAAGGGACCUCCAGAAACUGUGUAUGAUGUUGAGUAUUGCAUAUAUGGAGACAAAGUAUGGAAAAAUAAGCCUGAAUGUCACCAUAUCACUGUCCAAUAUUGUGACUUAACAAAUGAAAUUGUGCAGGAGAAUAACUGGUACUAUGCAAGAGUGAUGGCAAUAUCGAAAAAUAUCAAUUCAACGUGGUCCUUAUCUGAAAGAUUCUGUCCAUUAGACAAGACUAUUAUUGGACCCCCAGCAGUGGAGUACACAGCAGGAGACCGAUUUAUUACUAUUCAGAUACAUCCACCACAAGUGCCACCCAAAGGCGGAAUACAACGCUCUAUCAAGGACAUUUUUACUGUCAUUAAGUAUCAAGUGCAGCUGAACCAAUCACAAACAAAUAAAAUGGUGUUUUAUGCAUUUAAUGAAAGCAGAUAUUUCAAAAUCGAAUCUUUGGAACCCAAUACAAACUACUGUACCAGUGUGCAACUUAGCUUAAGACAGGAAAUCUUCACAAAAGAAAGUCUACCGGCCAAUUUUUGCAUUCGAACUUCAAAAGAAAGAACACUGACCGUCUUUCUGUUAGUGACGUUUGUGUCCUUAGGAAUAAUAAUCGCUGGAAUAUUUAGUUGUGUGACAUACAGUUACACAAAGCACCAGAGGACGUUGCCACAGUCUUUGAAUUUAGAUCGCAUCCUCUCACAGAAGUGUGCCUUGUUGAAACAGCCUCCACCAACACUACAGCUGACCCCUAGUUAUAAGAAAGAAUCAUUUAAGUUUGUUCAUCUGGAUGAAAUUAACCUGUUAAAGUAUAACGUCAAUAAAAUGGAAGAAGUUAUAAAAACAAAGCAGCACAUCUUGACAAUACGGCCAAAUUCCUAUGCACCGCAAAGUCACUCCAGAAUAAUGCAGGCAAACCUCCCAAAUGACACUGAUUGUGAAAUUCAAAGUAAUUCUUCCCCCAGGACAACUGAUAAUGGAUGUUUUGCACCGUACUGUCCCCAGGCUGCUGACAGGAUGUCAAACGAUACAUGUUCCAGUCAGAAUAGCUCACAGGCACUGACUCAAAAUUAUGCUACAAUUAUACAUGCAACACCUCAGAAUUCAACCAAGGUAAACACUGAUCCAACAAUAUGCAGUGCGCAGAAUGCAUCUGUAAAUGAUUUACAGACAAUGAAUGAAGACAUUGUUUAUAAAAACAAGGGCCUAAUAUUCCAAAAUGGCCAAGAAUUAGAAGUACAGAUAUUAAAGGUAAAGGAGGAGAAGCCAGCAUAUUUGCCAUCAUUUGUCUCGUUGCUUCAUGACAAGCAACAAUCAUAUCAAACGAAAUGGAAGGAGAUCCAGCAACUGGAAAUACCAUUGUCACUUUCAUUGAAAGAUGAAAACCAAAUCAACCCGCCAUUGUUCCAAAAUGGACAAGCAAUCAACAGCCAGUCAUUUUUAUCAUUGUUAAACAGCAAUGUAGGUGUUCUGUGUUUGCACUCUGACAGAAGCGAUGACCAACCAGUAAAAGUUUCCUUUACGGAUGUGUUACAAACUGACCUGAAAGAUGACCAACUAACAAAGACUAACCUACUGAAGAAUGACACAUUCGCUGGAGAGCUACUUGUCAAUCCUGAAUGGAAAGUUGGAUAUAAACGGCAGCUUUUAACUUACCACUCGUCAAAGAGUACAGGCCAACAAACAGAUGCAUCAUUUUUACAAACAUUGCAGACAAAUGCUACGAUGGAGGGUUGUAAAUUUCUUGAAGACUGGGAAAUACAAGUUCACAUGGAUGAAUAGGUACCCAAACAGGGAGUUUUGAUCAUGUAUAAAUAGCAAAAAUUCAGCUGAUAGGGCGGCAUCAGUGGAGAGACAAAAAGUUUAAGCACCAUGAUCUUCCAUCAGAAUAUAUCUGGCUUAUAUGCUAUGAUCCAGUUGGACGUGCUGUCUAGAAAUGAGUCUUAUCAACUGUGUAAAGUGUCUUUGGACCAAUAGGUUUUCUGCUGCUAACCAAAAUUGGGAACUGACCCAUCAUUCCCUGCCCCAAUUCAGCCAACUCCAGAUUGAAGUUGCUGGAGACAAAGUAAUAUGCCUCCCGUGGGUGAAUCCUGUUUACCCACCCUGCAAUUGAGAUUCCUCUGUUGGAACACUAAUUAAAUUACGUUCUUCUGGAAACGAUUCCUCUGUGCAUCCACUACCAGCCCAAGAAUAUCUUCUUCCAGAGCCAACCCAGAAUAUGUAUAAAGGACAGUGGAUGCUCUGGCCCUCAGGAAUUUUAUUCUUUCAUGGGGCGUGGACCUUUCUGACAAGCCCAGCAUCUCUGGACUGAUUACCCGAUUACCCGUGAAUUGAGUUGCACGCUCAAUCAUUUCAGAGGGCUGUUAGAGUCAGCAUCUUUAUUGUGGUUCUGCAGUCACAAGUAGACCACACAGAAUAAGAAUAGCAGAUUUCUUUCCCUACAGGGCAUCAGGAAAACAGAUGGGCUUUUGUCACAAUCCAUGAUCACUUUUUGUUACAAGCUUUCAAUUCCAGGUAAUUCCAGAUAUAAUAACUGGAUAUGAAUCAUGCCCAGGCUUUGUGGUGGGAUUUGAACCCACGGCUGCUGGAUGACAUGUCCAGUGAAUUGGUACUUGGCUACCAUCUCCAUCAAAUGCAAUAUGCAGUCCGAUCAUCCAUAUGCUUCAGCGUCAGGCUCCCUCUGCAAUGAGUUAAUAUGGAUAAUUCAAGGUAAAAUACUUCUUUCCUCUCAUAAUAACUUUGUAAUAAUGUGAAGGCCUUUGAAUAAACUUUCUGAUUGAAUUUAGAAA